Budorcas taxicolor (takin) is the source of this 1214-nucleotide messenger RNA. RefSeq names its product zinc finger protein 211-like. The transcript has a single exon. The record is from RefSeq and is a predicted model, not a curated record. The coding region runs from base 1 to 1131 and encodes 376 amino acids. Lineage: Eukaryota; Metazoa; Chordata; Mammalia; Artiodactyla; Bovidae.
AUGGAGAUUGGAAAUGACUUCCUGGCCAACAUGGGAGUUCAGAAACAAGCCGCUAAUACCAGGAUGCCACGAAACAACAGUAAGGAGUAUGAUGCUGUUUUUCACAGUGGAAAAAGUCAUCAGAGCUGGGGAGAAGGCAAGAUGGUCUCUAACCCCACAGAUAUACUUGUUCAGGAUGAAGAAGCCCUCACUGGUGAAGGAUUUUGUGAGUUCAGCAAAUGUAGGGAAGCCUGCACCCAAAGAAAUAGCCUUAUUCAGCACGAGGAAGUUCAUGCCAGAGAAAGGUCUUAUGAAUGCAGCCAUUCUGGAAAAUUUUUUGCCCACAAAUCUGGCUUCCUUGCAGGUCAGAGAUUUAACUCUGGAGGAACACUAUAUGCCUGUCCUGAAUGUGGAAAGUCAUUUAGCCAAAGGAGGUACCUCAGAAUCCAUAGAAAAAUCCACACUGGAGAAAAGCCUUAUAAAUGCAAAGAAUGUGGUAAAUCUUUCAUCCAAAAGGGGAGGUUAAUUGACCAUCAGAGAGUUCACACUGGCGAACGGCCUUAUGAGUGCAGUGAAUGUGGAAAGUCUUUUGUUGCUCUGCGUGGCCUCCAGUAUCAUCAGAGAGUCCACAGUGGCGAGAGGCCCUAUGGGUGCAGUGAAUGUGGGAAAUCUUUUAUCGCUAAAUCUGACCUGCAUUAUCAUCAGCGAGUUCAUUCUGGAGAAAGGCCUUAUGAGUGCAGUGAAUGUGGGAAAUGUUACAUUGAUAAGAGAGGUCUUCAGUAUCAUCAGAGAGUUCACAGUGGAGAAAGGCCCUAUGAGUGCAGCGAAUGUGGGAAAUGUUUUAUUUUCUCAAGUGGUCUCCGGUACCAUCAGAGAGUUCACAGCGGAGAAAGGCCCUAUCAGUGCAGUGAAUGUGGGAAAUCUUUUAUUGUUAAGAGAGGCCUCCAGAAUCAUCAGAGUGUUCACAGUGGAGAAAGACCUUAUGAGUGCAUUGAAUGUGGAAAAUGUUUUAUUGAUAGGUCACGUCUUCAUCGUCAUCAGAGAGUUCAUAGUGGAGAAAAGCCUUAUGAGUGCAGAGAAUGUGGGAAAUGUUUUACUGAUAAGUCAGGCCUUCAUCGUCAUCAGAGAGUUCACACUUCUGAAAGGGCUUAAAUGUUGGUAAUCCUUUAGCCAGAGACAGCUUCUACAUAUCCAUAGAAAAAUCCACACUGAAGAAAAGUCUUACGAGUGCAGUG